AUGGAACAAAUAGAUGUCAUCAAAGAUGAAUUUAAAGAGAUUAUUAUCAUUUUAUCAAGAGAUAAACAGAUCGAUAGAGAUGAUACUACAAGAGACAUUAACAAAUACAACGAUAAUAGUCAAGCAAAACAAAGAUUCAAAGAGCAUGCUUUAUCAGAUCCUAACGAUACAGUAUCAUCGUUACUCUUUUUAUUAUACUUACCUAUUCAGGGUUUAGAUCAAACUUUACUCAAAACAACUCUUACAGAUACCUUUAGACAACAUUUAUUUGGUAUCAUUGAAUCAUUUGCUACUUGCUUUGUACCUAUAGGUGAAUGGGAUGAUUUAGAAUCAUCAAUAUUAAAAGUAGAAAAAGAAGGAUCACCAAUCUUAAAAGAUAAUACUAUGGCAUUGAUCAAUGUAUUGUCAAAAUAUGACUUUAAAAAAGAGAAACAAGAGAUGUUGAUAGAGAUGAUCAAGUCUGAAGAUGACUCUUUUCUGAAAUUGACAGAAAAACAGUAUCGAUCAUUCAUGCCAGUUCUACUAUCAUUAAUGCUAGAACAAAUCGAUGUGGUUGAUAACUUUUUUCUAAAGAUGUCUAUCCCCAAGCUGAAAAGAAUCUUUGUCGAGAACACUAAUACCACAGCAUGGAUACAAGAAUUCACUCCACAGAUUAUUGAAACGUUGAUCCUGGUGUUGGAUAGCCACCAUGAAACAGGAUACAUCGACACAAAAAGUAUAAUAAUGGAUUAUUUGUUGUAUGUGAUCAGCAUAUGUACCGAUAUUCACAUUGAGAGGAUCACCUUUCAUUUGUACGAAUGGUUGACCCAUGUCAGAGAUUUGUCACUGGAAGAGUGGACAGACAGCUUUCCAGCAGAGAAUAAUAUUUUAAAUAAUGGAAUCUCCAACAACAUUUAUGAUAACAUUUGCUUUGAAGAGAGGGAAAAUGACAUUAUCCCAACAAACUAUCCCAUCGGAAAUCUAGAUUAUGAACGAGAUGACAUUGAAAUAGAUUCAAGUUUUUCUCAGUUCUCAACUGGUGCCGCAGUUUAUCGACAUGAUGUUAUAAUACCAAUUUUCAAACAUUUCAACAUCUUUUCAAAUUCUCAACAAUCGUGGAAACAAAGAUAUGCAGCAUUGGUUGGUUUGUUUAGAUUUCGUCAUUCCCUUUAUGGCAAAUUGUCACUUCAAUUUCCACAAGUUUUAGAAUCAGUAUUAAAAUUGGUUGACGAUGAAGAUAUUAGAGUUAGAUGGGCAUCAUUACACUUGUUAAUUCAAUUAAUUAAGUUUGUACAAUUGGAAGACAAGUCAAGAAGAGAACAACUAUACUCUGUGAUUGAAACAUUAAUCUCAAAAUCCAUUGGUGAUGAUCAAAAUGAACGUAUUCAAAGUAGCUGUUGUGUAUUCCUCACGUCUUUGAAAUAUUAUAAUAUUUCUGAUCACCUCGUAAAAGGUUUAUCAAGUUUGUUUGUAAUACUUCUUCAAUCUCCAAAAUUACAUGUAGUCGAAAAUACAUUAUUGUUGGUUGUAAAUAAUAUUGUCCAAGUUGGACCUGAAUCUAGAAAUAUCAUUCCAAUUCUAUUAUCUUUAUUGGAUAAACAUCAUGCAACAAAAGAAUCAAGAUUAAUACGUUGUCGUGCAAUAAGGGCAUUUUCAUUAUGUGGUUCGUUGAUGGACAAGAAGAUAUUUUCAAAAGAGUUAAUCAAGUUUAUGGUUUUUGUUAAAAAGAAUGAAGAAUCGUUUGAUUUGAUUCUACAUGUUUUGAUAGCAUCGAAUUUAUUUAUUAAAGAUAUUGGCAAAUCAUUUUCAGUGUAUUUACCAAUGAUCAUCAAGAUUAUUUUCAAGAUACUAGAGAAACCAUUUCUCAGUCAAGAAGAAGAAGAAGAAAUGAAUACAUCACCCAAUAUAAAGAUAAUACUCCCAACUCUAAGGAAUUUGAAUAGAAUAAUGCAUUCCGGAGUUUAUGAACAUUUGGCACCAUUUGCACAUCUAUUGGUAGACCCACUACUCAACUUGGUCAAGAGUCCAUUCGAACUCUAUAUUCGAAUAAAUUCCCUGGACAGUUUACCAACUUGUAUGAAACUGUCCAAGAUGCAAUUUGGUGAUCGUGAUGGUGACAAGACUCUAGAGAUGUUUACAAAGAUACUCGAUACGUUACUCUUAUCAAAUCCACUCGAACCUGAUCACUAUUUCUUUUUGCAAUAUCGUAUCGACACGGGAUCAAAAGUUAUCAAAUCAAUGGGCAAUGAUGCAAUGACCCCCGAUCAUAUUCAGUCAAUACUAUGCAUAUUAUCCAAGAUGGAGGAAAAGUUGUACAACAUUAAAGAACAGGUACAAAAUGAAAAUCUAGAUGAAAUUGGCGAUGAGGAUGAAGAAGAUGUUCUAAAUUCAACCUAUGGUGGAGUUGCUAGUAUUUAUCAGAUGAUAGGCCAAAUCAUCAAACAAAAUAAUCUCGUGGCGGUAUCUCUUAUAACCUCUGAACUCUUGGACAGAGCAUGCAAGAAACUAGGAGAAUUUGAAGAAUUAGAUCAUACUGACAAGGGAGGUAUACUCUAUUUUAUGGCUUGGUAUUUGGAAUUUGGUGGUGACUUGGCCAUCAACUCUUUCAAAUUUAUCAUACCAACCAUUAUCAAGUGUAUAACCCUCGACGAUGACAUUGUGCGAAUCAACCUUUCAGAUGCACUUGGAUCUGCAGCAAAAAUUGGAAAGGAUAGAUUCUCACCAUGGAUCAAUGAAGCGUUACUGGCACUUGACACUUUGAUCUCUGAAACCGAGACAGACUACCAACAUUUCAGGGAUUUUGCCAUAUCGAAUAUUGGUAAAAUCAUUAGAUAUGUCCCUCAGGUCAAUGUCAAUGUUAUGAUUCCUAAAUGGUUGAGCCUUCUUCCCAUAGAAGACAAGAAAGAAAAUAUUAAUGUCAUUCAUAAUCUAUGUGCCAUUGUCCAUCUAUACCCCAAACAGUGUUUAUAUGUUGAAGAACACAAAGAUGUACCCCAAAUUUUUUAUAUCUUUGAUUAUUACAGACAGACGUAUCAACCACCACAACAAGAGAAAGAAUUACUCUCACAAACUUGGUCAUUUGUCAAAGAAUCAUUCACACCUAUCGAUACAGAGAAGACAUCAGUUAUGUUAUCAUACUAUUUGGAUCAAUAA
Cavenderia fasciculata is the source of this 3132-nucleotide messenger RNA. RefSeq lists its product as uncharacterized. The record is from RefSeq and is a predicted model, not a curated record. Bases 1 to 3132 code for a protein of 1043 amino acids. The transcript is spliced from 5 exons. NCBI's taxonomy places the organism in Eukaryota, Evosea, Eumycetozoa, Acytosteliales, Cavenderiaceae. Gene Ontology annotation, biological process: protein import into nucleus. Gene Ontology annotation, cellular component: cytoplasm; nucleus. Gene Ontology annotation, molecular function: nuclear import signal receptor activity.